AUGAGUAAUGCCACACGUGCCUUGCCCUCUCCUGUGGCACCCGGCACCCCGGGGCUCAGCACGGUGGCCAGGCUCGCCUCAGCUCCCCCAUCCUUGGCCCUCACCCUGCUCACGGCCACCCACAACGACUCUGAGGAUGGCCAGCAGCUUUUCCUGACCACGACAGCGGCGCAGGUCAUCUCCGGCAUCUUCGUGUGGUCGGCGCUCAUUGUCACCUUCCACCAGAUCUACACACACCUGAGGAAUUACACCAUCCCCAAGGAGCAGCGCUACAUCAUCCGCAUCCUCUUCAUUGUGCCCAUCUAUGCCUUCGACUCCUGGCUCAGCCUCCUCCUCCUCGGCAGCCACCAGUACUACGUCUACUUCGACUCGGUGCGCGACUGCUAUGAAGCUUUCGUGAUUUACAGCUUCCUGAGCCUGUGCUUUGAGUACCUCGGAGGGGAAAGCACCAUCAUGACAGAGAUCCGAGGGAAGCCCAUUGCGUCCAGCUGCUUUUAUGGGACCUGCUGCCUUCAGGGUAUGUCCUACUCUAUCGGGUUCCUGCGCUUCUGCAAGCAGGCCACGCUGCAGUUCUGCAUCGUGAAACCCCUCAUGGCGAUCAUCACCAUCAUCCUGCAGGCGUUCGGGAAGUACCACGACGGGGACUUCAAUGUCCAAAGCGGCUACCUCUACAUCACCAUCAUCUACAACUUCUCCGUCAGCCUGGCACUUUAUGCCCUCUUCCUCUUCUACUUCGCCACCAUGGACCUGCUGCGCCCAUUUGAGCCAGUCCUCAAGUUCAUCACCAUCAAGGCAGUCAUCUUCCUCUCCUUCUGGCAAGGGACACUGCUUGCAAUCCUGGAGAAAUGUGGGGUGAUCCCUGAAGUUCAGAUCAUCGAUGGGAAGGAGGUGGGAGCUGGGACGGUGGCUGCUGGCUACCAGAACUUCAUCAUCUGCAUUGAGAUGCUCUUUGCUUCCAUUGCCCUGCGCUAUGCGUUCACCUGCCAGGUGUACAGAGAAAAGAAAGAAAAUUCAACAGCAAACCUUGCCCCGAUGCAGAGCAUCUCCAGUGGGCUGAAGGAGACCAUAAGCCCCCAGGACAUCGUGCAGGAUGCGAUCCACAACUUCUCGCCUGCAUACCAGCAGUACACCCAGCAGUCGAUGCAGGAGGCAGAGCACAAAGCGCCGGGGGAGAACGGGCACAUGGCCUCCAAGGUGGAGGGACCGAGUGGCAGAAAGAGCAAAAACAUUGAGAAGAGAGUGCUGAUCCUGUCGGACGAGGAGCUGUAG
Molecule: messenger RNA, 1269 nt
Organism: Nipponia nippon (crested ibis)
Lineage: Eukaryota; Metazoa; Chordata; Aves; Pelecaniformes; Threskiornithidae
Gene: TMEM184A
Product: transmembrane protein 184A
Source: RefSeq, a predicted model, not a curated record